GUACUCAAAAUAAUGUUUCUAUAUAUAUUGUCACAAUCAUAUGACACUAGUAUGUACAAAUACAAUUGUAUAUCAUUUUAAUAAAUAGAGCCAUAUAUACUUUUGAUGGAAAGACUUUCUCGAGAGAUAAAUCCUAAUCAAGCCGGAUCACCUAUAUAGCAUGGCGGAGGAAUCGUACGAUAAAGAGUGUGACUACCUCUUCAAGGCGGUUCUGAUAGGAGACUCAGCCGUGGGAAAAUCAAACCUAUUGUCUAGGUUCACGAGAGAUGAGUUCCGGUUAGACUCUAAACCGACGAUCGGAGUAGACUUUGCUUACCGGAAUGUUUGCGUCGGUGGUAAGACCAUCAAAGCUCAGAUAUGGGACACCGCCGGCCAAGAAAGAUUCAGAGCAAUAACGAGUUCGUAUUACCGUGGAGCUUUAGGAGCCUUAUUGAUCUACGACAUCACAAGACGACAAACGUUCCAAAACAUAAAGAAGUGGUUGUCGGAGCUCAGAGGCUUCUCCAGCCGUGAUACCGUCGUUGUUCUUGUCGGUAACAAAUCCGAUCUCGGGCAAUCUAGAGAAGUUGAAGAAGAAGAGGGCAAGAGUUUAGCUGAGCUAGAGGGUCUGUAUUUCCUUGAAACAUCGGCUUUACAGAACCAAAACGUCGAAGAAGCGUUUCUAAGCAUGAUCGAAAGGAUACAUGAGGUUUUGAUCCAGAAGAUCACUUUAGAUAACAAAUCAAACGGUGACGACGGUGAUGGUGCUGUCGCUGUCGUACCCGCUGGUAGAGAGAUAGUAAAUAUUGACGAAGUUACCGCCACUCGACCAGAUCAAGUAACAGUAGUCCGGGAACAAGUUGAGCUUAAAGAGUCUGCUCUUGAAGAAAACUUCAUCUACUCCAAACGACUCUGUUUUACUGCUCAUAGUCAUUUGGCGAUAAGGACGUCUCCAUUAUAGUUUUUCUAAAGAAACAUUUGGGAUGGUUAGUGUUGCAACUAAACGCUAUAUUCGUCUCGGGAACUGUCUUCUGGCGUAGAAACCCGACUGCCAAAAUAUGGGCUAUGGUCUAUCUGGUAUGCCUUCAUCUCUGGGUACUAUACAUCUUACUCUCUCAUUCAAACGCUUCUUCUUCAGGUGAACUCAAAUUAGGUGCAGUGAUUUCCUUAGAGAAUUUUUAGUAAUAUUUCUCUCCAAUAGCUUUUUUCUUUAGCUAAACCCUUUCACAAGACCAACAACACGUUAUAUAUUCGAGAUGAUACUUUUACAUGCAAUAUGCACUUUACAUCUUACGGGUCUGUAGACUGUAGACAAUAAAAGAAAGCUUGCCUAACCUGUGAUUUAGUAUAUAAUAUAAUCAUUUUUUACUCUGGUCAAAAUAUUAUUUUUAUUUUUCGUUCUCUUUCUUUCUUUCAUAUACAUGUUUCUAACGGUAAGUUAGUUAACAAGGAAGCUGAUGCGUUUCUCUUUUGAGUUCGUUUCAAAAGCAACUUUCAGUCAAUGCCCAAGACCGAAGGUAAAAAGGGAAACUAAAAAAAAAGUAAAAUGAAAAAGAAAGAGAUGGAUGGAUGGAUGGACCAAUAGUAAGGAGAGGGUUGUCCUUUUAAGCUCAAACAGCACUUUAACAUUCAUCAGUUUUUCACCUUACAUUGCCACACCUAGAAACUUCAAAACUCUCUCAAAGGCUCAGACCUCAAAGCUUCUUUUAAAUAAUUAAUCAUGAGGUCAAAGAGGUGUCGAGCUCCACAAGAGAAGAUCACUCUCAAGGUCACGAACCUAGAGGACGAAGGGAAAGAUGUGUACGAGAUUGGUGUUCAUGUAAAUCUUGAGAAACUAAUGCUUGAUUACUGCCAAAGGAGGAACUUAGAUUACACCACUCUCAGCUUCAUCUUUAACGGCACUUUCAUCAGGCCAAGCCAGACUCCUGCUCAGCUCAUGAUGGAAAAUGACGACAUCAUCGACACGGUCAUGGAUCAAGACGCCGCUUGAUCUCCUCGGAUCAAGCGUUUCAUAAUUAGAGUAUUUUAAUUUGAAUUUCAUCAUUAGAGUAUUUUAUUUUGUCAUGUUGCAUUUGAUGGUUUGAAUAUGUCCACUUGUUUUAAUCGAUAAAAUUAUUUUA
This is a messenger RNA of Raphanus sativus (radish), 2099 nucleotides long. RefSeq names its product ras-related protein RABA6b. The coding region runs from base 161 to 940 and encodes 259 amino acids. Gene Ontology annotation, cellular component: endosome. The transcript has 5 exons. NCBI's taxonomy places the organism in Eukaryota, Viridiplantae, Streptophyta, Magnoliopsida, Brassicales, Brassicaceae. Gene Ontology annotation, molecular function: GTP binding; GTPase activity. The record is from RefSeq and is a predicted model, not a curated record.